UAGGCUAUAAAGCAACCCACCCACCUCCACAGCAAACACCUUUUUCUCUCACCGGAGAUUCCUCGGCCACCUUCCUCGAGCAAACAAGGUCUUCCUCGGUCGAGCAGAGAAGAUCUUCUGACUUAUCAGAGUAAAGAGAGAGGAAGAAGGAAAUGGACGGUGGAGUGGGCUAUGCAGACAUGGACGCCCUCAAGGCGACAGAGCUGAGGCUCGGUCUCCCUGGUAGCCACCCACCGGAGAAGCCGCUGCCGACGACGACGACGACCGCGAGGCCUACCAAACGCUCGCUCGACGAGGACAGGGCAGCCCGGCGUGAGACUUCGGAGGGCGGCCGAGCCACGUCCGCACGAGCGACCAAGGCACAAGUCGUCGGGUGGCCGCCGAUCCGGUCGUACAGGAAGAACAGCUUCCAGGCGAUGAAGGCGACGGCGGAGGCCGCCGGACUGUACGUGAAGGUGAGCAUGGAUGGCGCUCCUUACUUGAGGAAGAUCGAUCUCGAGGUGUACAAGGGGUACAGGGAACUCAGAGAGGCGUUGGAGGACAUGUUCAAGUGCUUCGAAGGUUGCAAAGGAUCCGAGUACGCCAUCACCUAUGAAGACAAAGAUGGGGACUUGAUGCUGGUUGGAGAUGUGCCAUGGGAGAUGUUCACAUCCUCUUGCAAAAAGCUGAGGAUAAUAAGAGGAGCUGAAGCCAUUAGAGGCCUGGGAUCGAGUCAGUGACGAGAACAGCCAAGUUCCUCAAGGAUGGAAGAAGGGAAAAGGGAAGACGCCAAGAUGAGACGGAUCAAGCGGUGUAUAUUUUUGUGUGUCUCUGUGUGUGUGUGCGAGAGAGAGAGAGAGAGAGAGAGAGAGAGAGAGAA
Musa acuminata subsp. malaccensis (wild Malaysian banana) is the source of this 859-nucleotide messenger RNA. Its product is annotated as auxin-induced protein 22D. NCBI's taxonomy places the organism in Eukaryota, Viridiplantae, Streptophyta, Magnoliopsida, Zingiberales, Musaceae. Gene Ontology annotation, biological process: regulation of DNA-templated transcription. Gene Ontology annotation, molecular function: protein binding. The record is from RefSeq and is a predicted model, not a curated record. Gene Ontology annotation, cellular component: nucleus.